GAGAGGGGCUUUCGCUUCUCCUUUCUCUACUUCUCCCGACUGAGAGCUUCUUUCAACCCCGGUUCACUCCCAUGGAAGGGAGCACUCGGAAUCCUUCCAGGGUGGAGGGCUCCGCCCGCGCGGACGCUCGCCCCGCCGACUGGAGGUCCGACCUCAACGCCGAGUCGCGGCAGAGGGUCGUCGGCAAGAUAAUCAGCUCUCUAAAGAAACACUUCCCACCAGGUGCUUCUGAGGGUCUAAGUGAUUUUCAGAAACUUGCUGUUCGAUUUGAGCAAAAGGUUUACGCUGCAGCUACUAGCCAGAUAAAGUGGCCAGGGUUUGCUGAUAAUUUUGUACGUACAAUAUGCAUGACAAAUGCUCAUGUUAAGGUGACUGAUUAA
Molecule: messenger RNA, 380 nt
Organism: Phoenix dactylifera (date palm)
Lineage: Eukaryota; Viridiplantae; Streptophyta; Magnoliopsida; Arecales; Arecaceae
Source: RefSeq, a predicted model, not a curated record